UGGGGACAGCGAGGAGCUGGGUCAGGCCGGGGCGCGGCUCCUCGUAGGCUCUUGGCACUCCAACCGCGGCUCGGCUGAACGGCGGAGGAGAAGCGAGCAGGCCCUGCCGGACCCUCUUGCUUUGCCAAGGCCCAGUUGGUGAAGGAGGUGGAUAAAAGAUCUUACAGAUGGCAGAUAACAGUAAAGCAGAAGAUGCGGCCUCAGAUUCUGUGGAAGCUGCUAAAGGGACAGGUGACAAAAAAGAAAAAUUAGCAGCUCAAGUAAUGCAAAAUCCACAAGUGUUGGCAGCUUUGCAGGAACGACUUGAUAAUGCACCUCACACUCCCUCCAGUUACAUUGAAACCUUACCAAAAGCAGUGAAACGAAGAAUUGAUGCCUUGAAACAGCUUCAGGUGAAAUGCGCCCACAUAGAAGCUAAAUUUUAUGAAGAAGUUCAUGAUUUAGAGAGAAAAUACGCAGCUCUCUACCAGCCUCUCUUUGAUAAGAGAAGGGACUUCAUCACUGGUGCUGCUGAACCUACAGAUGAAGAGGCAGAAUGGCACAGUGAAAAUGAAGAAGAGGAGAAACUAGCUGGAGACUUGAAAAGUAAAGUAGUAAUAGAAGAAAAAGAACCAGGAGCAGCUGAAGAGACAAGUCCCAAAGGAAUCCCUGAUUUUUGGUUCACAAUAUUUAGAAAUGUAGAUAUGCUGAGUGAAUUAGUACAGGAAUAUGAUGAGCCAAUUCUGAAGCACUUGCAAGACAUCAAAGUGAAAUUUUCUGAGCCCGGACAACCUAUGUCUUUCACAUUAGAGUUCCACUUUGAGCCCAAUGACUACUUCACCAAUUCAGUUCUGACAAAAACCUACAAGAUGAAAUCGGAACCAGAUAAGGCAGAUCCUUUUUCAUUUGAAGGCCCUGAAAUUGUUGACUGUGAGGGAUGUACUAUUGAUUGGAAGAAAGGAAAGAAUGUUACAGUUAAAACAAUAAAGAAGAAACAGAAGCACAAGGGUCGAGGCACAGUCAGAACAAUUACUAAACAAGUACCCAAUGACUCCUUUUUUAACUUCUUCAGUCCAAUAAAAGUUUCAGGAGAUGGAGAAUCACUGGAUGAAGAUUCGGAGUGUACUCUAGCUAUAGAUUUUGAAGUUGGGCACUUCUUUCGUGAAAGAAUAGUGCCCCGUGCUGUACUCUAUUUUACUGGGGAAGCUAUCGAGGAUGAUGACAAUUUUGAAGAAGGAGAGGAAGGAGAAGAGGAGGAAUUGGAAGGUGAAGAAGAAGGGGAGGAGGAUGAAGAUGCAGAGAGUGAACCUAAGAAAGAUGCCAGCCAGCCUGCUGAAUGCAAACAACAAUGAGGAAAUACCACUUCAGAGUGAUAUUUGAACAACCUGUAACAAAUAUUUGGAUACCUGGCCUGCAGUUCAGGAUAUUCCAUUGCUGCAGCACAAUCUUAUUAACAAUGCUUAAACUAAAUUGGUUUCAAAUGCAUGAUUUUCACUAACUUUUUUCUUAUUUUUGCUUAACUUGUACAGUGGCAACUUAAUGCAUUUGAGAAAUAUGAGGUUUAAUUAAAGCACACUCUACAGCCUUUGGUACACUGCAGCUGAACUGUCUCAGUAGGCGUUCCAAUCAAAAUAAAUAAAUAAAUAAAUAAAUAAAUA
This is a messenger RNA of Pogona vitticeps (central bearded dragon), 1637 nucleotides long. It is a transcript of the gene NAP1L4, whose product is annotated as nucleosome assembly protein 1 like 4. Gene Ontology annotation, cellular component: nucleus. NCBI's taxonomy places the organism in Eukaryota, Metazoa, Chordata, Lepidosauria, Squamata, Agamidae. The record is from RefSeq and is a predicted model, not a curated record. Gene Ontology annotation, biological process: nucleosome assembly.